Molecule: messenger RNA, 3163 nt
Organism: Hymenoscyphus albidus
Lineage: Eukaryota; Fungi; Ascomycota; Leotiomycetes; Helotiales; Helotiaceae
Source: the annotation of a GenBank genome assembly
AAAUCCCCUGCUAGUGUAUGCAUGCCAUCACGAUAGUUUCCCUUUCAACAUUUUCUUCGGCAUAGAUAGGAACAGACAGUGUUCUCGGCCCUCGAUGAAAAGUUUGACAUCGCGGGAAUAACUUGGUGGCCUGAUCUUGCUUUCGUACGUCCCGGCUUCUCUGAGCCUCAUAUUUAUUUUGGUCUGCUCGUUGCGGACUUUUCUCAGUGCUUGAAUGUACAAUUAGGCAUCUGAGGAUCGCAUCAUCCUUCCAUUACUCGAAAUGAUGGUCUGUAUGUCGGUCGUUCUUUCUUUACCGUACUCUACUUCAAGAAGACAAUUACGACAUAGUCGCUAUUUCUGACGACUGACGAGGAUCUAUCAAACAUGGUUGGUAAUUUGGCAAACUACGGAACGUUGCGAGCGAAUAUCGGCGUUGGUUUAAUGAGACGGCUAAUUCUGAUCUGUCCAAAACAUUAUUAGAAAUUCAUUCCGUUGUACUUCUCAGGCGUGGGGGAGAACAAUGAGCUAUUUUUCUAAUGAAGAGUAGUUCUUCCUGUUAGUGUCCAGAUCGCUUUUCAAAUAGGUCCGAAACAUGUUCAGAUUGGGCAAUAAUGACGUACUGUUUAUGGGUAUGGUAGAAUUUAUACUGCUGUAUACUAAUGCGCUUUUGCCUGGAGGAGAACUGGAAAGACCCAAGAUAUGUAGGAGUUUGGAGUGCCUAGGUAUAGGUCGCGCAUGAGUUAUCAUUUUCAGGCUUGUUGUCGUUUCGUAUACUGUGAAAUCUGAAUGAGCAUCAAACUGGGGAGAUCUCCAACGUAUUUUGUGGGUGGUCUUGGCACCCCAAUCCAUUCCGAUAAGAUACCAAGCCCGAUCCGAUAAGCGACUCGACAACCUGACUUUCAACUGUAAAUUCUUUUGAUGCCAAGUUCCAACCAGAACACACAAACAAUGUCAAUUUGAUCAGUUCUCGAAUCAAUAUACUCGUCCAGCUCAUUCUGCAGAAAUCCAGCUAUCAAAGUGUCCAGCUAUCCAGCACCGUGGCAGGCUUUGUCAAACUCAAGAAACUCUUACAACACCUCAAUGAUUCAAUAACACAUCCUGAUUUCCCCCCCUCCUACGCUCACCCAUUGCUUCCCUUGAACAGCAGUGAGGACGAUACCGGUGUUGGUUAACACUACCGAACAUCAACAAGAUGCCCACUCUGGCUGUAACCAAUUUCAAUAUCGUUGUACGUUUGCCCAGCCCAAAAUCGCCACAAUGGUUGUGGUGUUGGUAUCAUGUUGACCAUUACAAUUGCAGUGUUCGGUACUUGGAGGAUUCAUAACAUUAUUUGGAUUAGUAUCCUAUCUCUUCAAGGAGAAAUUUUAUCUCUCGGAAGCUCGUUAGUCCACCUUUCCCAGACAGAUGGCCCAUCUAACAAUAUGCUAUGCAGUCAUCUCCCUUCUCGCGGGGGUAACUUUCUCCCCUCAUGCUCUAGACAUAGUUCGACCUCUCUCCUACACCGGCACACAAGAAAACCUCGAUACCGUAACCCUCGCCUUCUCCCGUCUGGUUCUAGGCGUUCAACUUGUCCUCGCAGGUGUACAACUUCCUUCUCGAUACCUAGCAAAAGAAUGGAAAUCCCUACUUCUCCUCCUCGGCCCCAUCAUGACCCUUAUGUGGCUCGCCUCCAGCCUAGUAGUCUGGGGACUGGUUCCAAAUUUACCUUUUCUCCAUGCGUUAGCGAUAGGCGCUUGCGUAACGCCUACCGAUCCCGUCUUAUCAAAUGGUAUUGUGAAGGGCAAGUUUGCGGAUAAGAAUAUACCCAAGGAUUUGCAGAAGAUUAUCAUUGCAGAGUCAGGAGCGAAUGAUGGGUUGGGAUAUCCGUUUUUGUUCUUGGCCCUUUAUCUUUUGAAGUAUAAUGGUGGCCAUGAUGGGGGCGCGAACGAGGCUAUGAGGCUUUGGUUUGGGGAGACUUGGGGAUAUACCAUUAUCCUCUCAGUGAUAUAUGGCGCAAGUGUUGGCUGGAUUGCCAAGGAACUUCUUCGUAAGUGAUCUAUUCUUUGGCUGUACCCCCAGCCAUCACUCCGUCUUCUUCGCCAUCUCUCCCUCUUGAUCCCUCCAAAUCCUCAAAUCAAGAUCUAUACUAACAACACCUCAGACAUUGCCGAAGAAAAGAAAUUCAUAGACCGAGAAUCCUUCCUCGUCUUUGCCAUCACGCUAUCUCUCUUCAUUGUAGGAACUUGUGGAAUGAUAGGUAGUGAUGAUGUCCUCGCCUGUUUCAUAGCCGGCAAUGCAUUCACAUGGGACGACUGGUUCCGUCUCGAAACUCUCGACGACUCUCUCCAACCUACCAUCGACAUGCUACUCAAUCUGUCAAUAUUUAUCUGGUUUGGUGCCAUGUGUCCCUGGCCAAUGUUUCUAACCAACAACGUAAUUCCAAUCUGGCGAUUAGUGAUGUUAGGCGUAUUAAUUUUGGCAUUCCGGUAUGUCAUCGCUUCAACAACUAUUUCCCCUUUUUGCGUUUUGGAGAUAUACUUAUCAGUAAAACAGACGUCUCCCAGUGGUCUUCGCCUUCCACAAAUUCAUCCACCAAAUAGUCGACAUCCGCCAAGCCGUCUUCGUAGGCUUCUUCGGACCCAUCGGCGUCUCAGCAAUCUUCUACCUCUACAUCUCCCUCGAAUUUCUCGAGACUCUCACCAACUCCGACGGCACCCAUCGCGAGGACGCCCAGCAACUCCGCGAGGUAAUGACAGUAGUCAUCUGGUUCCUAGUCAUCUGCUCCAUCGUCGUCCACGGUCUCUCCAUCCCAUUAGGUAAACUGGGGUUUUUCCUCCCCCGAACCAUUUCCCGAGCGUGGACGAGUCAGACUCCGUCCGAAGAGGGCUCCGCGAUUGGAGAGCGGAUUGCUAGUAAUGCUUUCGGUGGUGUUUUGAGGAGGAGAGGGAGGGACAGUAGAUCUAUUCAUAGGGAGGAGGGGGGAGUGAGUGAGGGGGCCAGCAGGCAGAUUUAUAGGAUCGGCGGGAGGGUUAUUAGGGAUGGGGAGGAGGGGAGCUAGGCGGCUUGUGGGAGUAGAGGUCCUGGUACGGGUGCAGGUGUAGGUGCGAUUACGGGGGCUAGCUCGAGGCCGCCGGUUGAUAGGACGAUUCGGUUUCCGGAUGAGGAGAAUGCUGCGGGUGUAGAGGCUCAGAAGGCUGUUUGA